Molecule: messenger RNA, 2993 nt
Organism: Blastomyces dermatitidis ER-3
Lineage: Eukaryota; Fungi; Ascomycota; Eurotiomycetes; Onygenales; Ajellomycetaceae
Product: stress-induced-phosphoprotein 1
Exons: 5
Coding region: 214-1938 (574 amino acids)
Molecular function (GO): Hsp90 protein binding
Source: RefSeq, a predicted model, not a curated record
CCCGGGAUCCAUUACGCUGUUAUGAGGCCGUAACGACGGAGCUCGAAAUUUCCAGAAACUUUCUCGUCAACAAAUCCCCAGCACUUUCCCCUCAUUCUGUGACAUAUGCAAUUUCUCCCUCCCACCACCAACAUUUAUUUCUUCUACCUAUUGGCUUCUAGUUUCUCCGUUUAGUAUUUUUCAGUUGCUGUUCUACUUACCUCUAAUAAAAUAAUGGCUGAUGCUCUGAAGGCGGAAGGCAACAAGGCGUUCGCAGCGAAGGACUUCAACUUGGCUGUUGAGAAAUUCUCGGAGGCCAUUGCAAUUGAGCCAGAGAACCAUGUUUUGUAUUCCAACCGCUCUGGCGCUUAUGCCUCCCUCAAGAACUUUGAGAAGGCUCUUGAAGAUGCGAAUAAAACGACUGAGCUCAAAGCAGACUGGGUGAAGGGUUGGGGCCGGAAGGGAGCUGCAAUGCAUGGACUAGGUGAUCUAGUUGGCGCAAAUGAUGCAUAUGAGCAGGCUCUCAAGUUGGACCCUUCCAAUGCGCAAGCCAAAGCUGGACUCGAAUCUGUCAAACGUGCAAUUGAUGCAGAAGCAAGAGCGGAUGGCCUAGGCGGAGACCCUACCGGUGGCCUUGGAAGCAUGUUUAGUGACCCCCAACUCAUCACCAAACUUGCCUCGAACCCUAAAACCUCCUCCCUCUUGGCCGAUCCGGAAUUCAUGGCAAAGCUUCAACGACUGAAGCAAAAUCCAGCGAAUAUCGGAGAAGAGAUGCGUGAUCCUAGAUUCCUCCAGGUAAUGAGUGUAUUGCUUGGUAUUGACAUGUCGUUUGCUCCUCCUCCCGAGUCUGGAGGUGUCACAAGGGAAGCAGAGGAGGAUGUUAAAAUGCCCGAUGCGCCACAACCCAAGAAAGCUCCCGAGCCCGAACCAGAACCUGAGCCCGAAGACGAGGAAGCGAUUGCGAAACGAAAGGCCAAGGAAGCCGGUGAUAAAGAAAAGCAGCUUGGUACAGAAUUUUACAAGAAACGGCAAUUCGACGAUGCGAUUGAACACUAUAGCAAAGCAUGGGAGCUGAAUAAGGACAUCACAUACCUUACCAAUAUUGGUGCUGCCAAAUUUGAGAAGGGCGACUAUCAAGGAGCGAUUGAAAUUUGCGAGAAGGCAGUUACUGAGGGAAGAGAAAUGCUGGCCGAUUUUAAGAUCAUUGCAAAAGCCUUCGGAAGAAUUGGUACCUCUUACGAGAAGAUGGGAGAUCUGGCCAAAGCAAUCGUCAAUUACCAGAAGUCUUUAACAGAACACCGUACCCCAGAUAUCUUGACCAAACUUCGAAAUGCUGAAAAAGCCAAAAUCAAGGCUGAAAAAGAGUCUUACAUUAACCCCGAAGAAGCCGAAAAGGCAAGAGAGCUCGGUAACCAAAAGUUCAAGGAUGCAGACUGGCCCGCCGCCGUCGACGCCUACACUGAGAUGACGAAACGGGCGCCGGAAGAUCCACGGGGAUAUAGCAACCGUGCUGCGGCUUUGAUCAAGCUCAUGGCCUUCCCAGGAGCUGUUCAAGAUUGCGACGAAGCGAUUAAGAGAGACCCGAAAUUUAUCCGUGCAUAUUUGAGAAAAGCACAGGCUCUUUUUGCCAUGAAAGAAUAUAACAAAUGUAUGGACGUGUGUGCUGAGGCCGCUGAACACGACGAAACCGGUGCCCAUACCCGUGAGAUUGAGCAACAGCAACAAAAAGCGCUGGAGGCUCAGUUCAGCGCUCGUGCUGGUGAGACAGAAGAAGAAACUGCAGAGAGAAUUCAGCGUGACCCUGAGAUUAUGUCCAUUCUUCAAGACCCCGUUAUGCAAACUAUACUCCAACAAGCCAAGGGCGACCCGGCUGCGCUGCAGGAGCACAUGAAGAAUCCUGGUGUGCGGAUGAAGAUCCAGAAGCUGGUGGCCGCAGGCGUCAUCCGUGUUGGAAGAUAGAUAUCGCGCGUUCCAUGUCCAACCUUUAAUGGUGGUGGUCAAAUGCUUAUAGCUUGAAUGUGACCGGAUACGAGAUGUUAUGACUGUUGUUUGUGUUUCUGUGCUUGUUUUCUUAGCAGCUGAUGGGGGGAGCUGGAAGAAAUUACGAUCAAGCAUCCAAUGCAACCAUUUUACCAGUGACGAGGUGAGCUGAUUACGAAAGCUUCAACUGUGCUACUCUUCCAGCAGGAUUUGUGCUUUACUUUUUUGGCAUUCUUUGGAGCGUGUUCAAAUGAGGGUUUCAGUCUAUACCAUAAAUUCUCCAAAAAAUAAAAACGAAAAAUGGACAAGAAAAAUAAUAAUAAUUUGCCCCGUGCACUCGACAUAUUUUGCAUUGAGUCAAACAGAGUCACAUCGUUGGAACAGGCGAAUGAAGUGAUUAGUUACUUGGCCAUGCUCAUGCCAUACAUGCAUGUGUACAGCAUUCCGUGGAAUUUUAUCUGAAUUCUCCCUACUCAAACCUAUUCUGUGUCUCGGGGUACGCUUCUCUAAACAGUGCAGCCAUCACAUUCUCUGGUCAGACGGACUGAGAAUGAAAAUAGCCAUUUACCCCAACCCCCCUUUUGUGUCUUGCCUGACGUCCGAUAGACACCCGCCGCCCCCAUUCAGCCAUGAUCUCCCAUAUGAGAAGUGCCUUCAUUUCCUCUCUCUGCUAUCUGAAUAAUCCCCUAGUAAAAGCGUCGUGAAAAUCGCAAGUGCUAAAGGCAGCUUGGAAAUUGGUGCCAGACGAAUAGAACAUCAAAGCUUGUUGUAAAAAAGGUGCCUUGUGAAAUGUUUCCAUGCUUCAUUUAGCUCUGUAAGUAACUCCUCUCCGGAGGGGGGUAGGGCUGCUCCAGCGGAAUUUCCAGACCGCUGUCGCUUUGGCGCGAAAUUUGAAUUGACAAGCAUAAAAGUGAACUCUUAAAAAGAGUUACAAGUUUGAGUGAAGUAGUGCAUUCAGAGAAAAAUAGCGGACAAAAUGUACAGUCCAAACUUUUUUUUUUGAACUUAUGAAAAUUAAAAACCCGCACGCCGGC